Molecule: messenger RNA, 504 nt
Organism: Ostertagia ostertagi
Lineage: Eukaryota; Metazoa; Nematoda; Chromadorea; Rhabditida; Trichostrongylidae
Source: the annotation of a GenBank genome assembly
AUGGUGAUUAUGGUAUUAUCAGUGACGAUUACUGCAAAACAGUACGUUGGUUCACCGUUGCAGUGUUGGGUACCGGCACAGUUCUCGAAAGCCUGGGAGCAAUAUGCAGAAGAUUACUGUUUUGUGUACAACACCUACUGGGUACGACCCGACGACGAGAUUCCUAAUUCAGUUGACACGAGAGUCGCUCAGCAGUUGAUCUACUAUCAAUGGGUUCCUUUUAUAAUGGCUCUGGAGGCUGCGUUCUUCUAUCUACCUGUGAUAUUUUGGAGUCAUGUGAAUAACAGAUCAGGUCUGAAUGUCGAGAAUCUCGUUCGUAUGGCAGUAGCAGCUGAAACGGCUGAGGAUUCUGGCCGCGAGAAAAAAGUGUCCACCAUUUGCACUCAUCUCGAACACAGUGUUGAACUUCAAAUGUCUCUGAGUGAAGGUGCCUCUUUUUUCACGCAUCUUGCUAAAUUCGGACGAUUGGAUGGAACCUAUGUGUGCAAGUUCGUUCUGAUCUGA